Molecule: messenger RNA, 1804 nt
Organism: Oreochromis niloticus (Nile tilapia)
Lineage: Eukaryota; Metazoa; Chordata; Actinopteri; Cichliformes; Cichlidae
Gene: alkbh1
Product: alkB homolog 1, histone H2A dioxygenase
Exons: 6
Coding region: 179-1207 (342 amino acids)
Biological process (GO): oxidative RNA demethylation
Cellular component (GO): nucleus; cytoplasm
Molecular function (GO): broad specificity oxidative DNA demethylase activity; ferrous iron binding; oxidative RNA demethylase activity
Source: RefSeq, a predicted model, not a curated record
UGAUUGAGCACCAUAAGUCUGUGACCCGCGUGGACAGUGACGCUGAAACAUGUUACAGUUUGUCUCUCCCCGCUCGCCCUGUUAACUGUUUAAAUAUAUUUUUAUUUGUUUGUUUGUUUUGUUCUUUAAUUUUUGUUUGUUUUUACUUCCGGAGUAGGACGCGCAGGACAGUGACGUCAUGGCUAAGAUGGCAGCCUCCAUGGUGGAGGGUGGAGAGGAUGCGUUUCGGAAGAUCUUUAAGUUUUACAGGAGGAGAAACCCCCCACCGGACCUCAGCGACGUCAUCGACUUUUCCAGGUGUGCGCCCGGUGAACAGAUCAUUCCAGUUAACCUCGCCGCCGCCGCAGUGAGCGAUGUGGAAGCCACCAGAGUCGGAUUACAGCCCGUCAGAGAAUGGCAAGCCUUCGGCCUGCGAGGACACCCAGGGUUCAUCUUCAUUUCCAAUCCGUUCCUGCGUGGCACGCAGCCGUUCUGGCUCCGACAGUGUCUGAAGAUUUACCCUCAGAAACCAAACAUCUGCAACCUGGACAUGCACAUGUCCCCCUUAGAGACUCAGGACAUCUGGGGACAGAGUGUGCACAGCCUGAGAUCUUCUCAGGCUGGAAAACGAGAAGCUCGGACUCUCCUGGAACGGCUGCGCUGGGUCACGCUGGGCUAUCAUUACAACUGGGACACAAAGACGUACUCUCCCAGCAGUCACACUCCUUUCCCACGUGACCUCCACCUCCUCUCCGCUCACGUGACAGCUGCCUGCGGCUUCCCUGGCUUUAUCUCGGAAGCGGGAAUCCUCAACUAUUACCGAUCGGACUCUUCUCUGGGAAUCCACGUGGACGAGUCGGAGCUGGACCACACUCGGCCGCUGCUGUCGUUUAGUUUUGGUCAGUCAGCCAUCUUCCUCCUGGGCGGCCCCCGCAGACAGGACCCCCCUACAGCCAUGCUCAUGCACAGCGGGGAUGUGAUGGUGAUGUCGGGGCCGAGCCGCCUUCUGUACCACGCGGUCCCACGAAUCCUCCCCGCACCUCCAGAGCGUCUGGCGUUAGAGACGGGGGAUGCAUCCAGGCCCCCCCCCACAGGAAGGCUCCGUGGUGGAGCCGGUGUCCGAGGAGGAAUGGGCCGUCUGCUCCAGGUACAUCCAGAGCUCCAGAGUGAAUGUGACCGUCAGACAGGUGCUGGCGCCUGGACAGAAAUUUCCAGAAACUCCCUGUAGUCACCAAAACACAGACACUGGACAGACAGACGGAUACAAUGAUGGAGAGAGCAGAAAGAGGAAGAGGAGCAGCAGCAGAGACUCUGCUGAUGCUGCAGAGACAUGAACUCACUGAGGGGCCUGUCCAGACUUACAGCACGGGCCUCAAUGAAGGACGGCUUCUGAUUGGUUACUGGGUUUACUUCUUAAAGGAUUUAUGAAUGGGUCGGUGACGUAGAUGCUGGCAGACAUGGGACGAGACCUGAUCUUAAAGAUGAACUCUUAGGAGUCGGUGCUAAUCUGGAUCCAGUUCAGUGUCAAAAUGAUUUUUUUUUUCUUUUUAACCAUUAGUGUGAUCGGACUACGUGUUGAGUCCUCACUAAUAUCUUAAACUGAUUCAGUUACGAACAGUGAGUGAACAAUCAAUGAACAAAACAAAACAAAACAAAACAAAACAAACCAAAAAAAAAAAGAUAAUAAUAAAAUAAUGAUGAAAAAUAUCCACCUGGAUCCUGAUGCUACCACCAGGACUCUCUCCAGAACAUUAGCUGCUGAAAUGUUGCUUCAUUGUGAACUUUUUUUUUGUGUCAUUACAAAAGCCUGCUACUCUACUUCAUA